Molecule: messenger RNA, 2188 nt
Organism: Pseudonaja textilis
Lineage: Eukaryota; Metazoa; Chordata; Lepidosauria; Squamata; Elapidae
Product: KIAA2013 ortholog
Source: RefSeq, a predicted model, not a curated record
GGAAGGCCGGGCGACUAGGCCGCGCCGACGCCGGGGACUCGCGUAGCUGCCGCCGCCGAGGCGCCAUGAGCUAGCGCGGCCGCCCCGAUGUGGCUGCAGCAGCGGCUGAAGGGCCUGCCGGGGCUGCUCUCCAGCAGCUGGGCGCGUCGCCUGCUGGCCCUGCUGGCCUUCCUGCUGGCCGCCUCCUGGUACCUGGGCGGCGCCUGGCCGCGCCUCCUGCUUCGGCUGCGGCCCGGCGGAGCCUCGGGCGGCGCGGCGGGGCUGUGCCUGCAGGCCGAGACCCGCGCCUGGAGAAAGGGAGGAGAGGCCCGGCUGCUGGGGGAAGGCCCCGGCCAGGGGCCCCCGGGCCUGGUGGGCAACGGGCACCUGCUGCUGGAUGCCCAGGCCAACCGCCUCUGGGUGGCCCCCACGGGCGCCCCUGGCCCGGCCUGGCCCACCGACUACGGCCCUUUGGCUCAGCUGCGGGGCCCGGCCGGGGCGGAGAGCGAGGCGGGGGCCUCCGCCCUGCUGCCCAAGGAAGGGGCCCUGCGGAGGGUCCGCUGCGUCCAGCCCGGGGGUCCCGGCGGGGCUUGCGUGACCGUCCGGGAGGAGCUGCUGGCCCACCGGGGACGCCCCCACCUCUACCUGCAGCGCCUGGUGGUGGACAAUCCGACUGACCGGCUGGUGGCUUUGGAAGUGACCGGUCCGGGUUCUUCAUCCUCUUCCUCCUCUUCCUCGGGCCGUUCCUUCGCCACCAGCCUGGAGAAAGCCGGCGACCGGCAGUUCUUCCUGUCCUCGGGCCGGGCGCUGCAGCCGGCCGGAGAGAAACUGGUGCUGGUGGUGGUGGCAGCCAAGAAGCUGGUCAGCCGGGUGCAGGUGGCACCUAAGUCGCGCUUCGAGGAGACGCUGCUCUCCGUGGUGCUCAGCUCGGAGCCCAUCGAGGCGGCCCAGCUGGACGAGACCUUCGGGCGGCUGCGGGAAGCGGCCAAGAGGGAGAUGAUGGAGGUGCUGCCCCUGCGGAGCGAGGAGCUGGUCCAGGAACACCGCCGGGCGUGGGACGAGCUCUUCAUCUCAGGUGUGGAAAUGCGCAAGAUCACCGACGCUCACACCCCCUCCGGCGACACCGUCAACCUGACGCUUUACUUCGUCCUCUCCACCACCCCGGCUCCCCUCCUGGACCCCCGCCACGGUCCCGAGGAGAAGGAGAAAAUGGAGGCCACGCUGAACUACGCCGACCACUGCUUCAGUGGCCACGCCACCAUGCACGCCGCGAACCUGUGGCCCGGGCAGCUGUCCACCGUCCUGCAGGUUUUGCAGCUCUCCAACCUCUGGAAGCUGACGCUGCAGAAGCGCGGCUGCAAGGGGCUGGUGGCCGCCGGGGCCCACGGCCUCAUGCAGGGGAUGGUGCUGAGCUUCGGCGGGCUGCAGUUCACUGAGAACCACCUGCAGUUCCAGUCCGACCCGGAGGUCCUCCAGAACAGCUACGCCUUGCGGGGGAUCCGUUACAACAAGGACCUGAUCAGCCUGGCGGUGUUGCUGGAUGCCGACGGCAAGCCCUUCCUGCACGUCUCCGUCAAGUUCCAGGAGAAGCCGGUCAAGCUGUACGCCUGCGAGGGCGGCUGCGCCAACGACCCCGUGGAGCUGACCUCCCAAGUGCACGGCCACACCUUCCCCGUCAUGGUGACUCAGCCCAUCACGCCCCUGCUCUACAUCUCCCCUGACCUGGUGCACCUGCAGGACCUGCGCCACACCCUCCACCUCAAGGCCAUCCUGGCGCACGAGGAGCACAUGGCCAAGCGCUACCCGGGCCUCCCUUUCCUCUUCUGGUUCAGCGUGGCCUCCCUCAUCACCCUCUUCCACCUCUUCCUCUUCAAGCUCAUUUACAACGAGUACUGCGGGCCGGGGGCCAAGCCGCUCUUCCGGAGCAAGGUGUAAACGGGGCCUUCGGACCAGGCCCGGCUGGAUGGCCGGGGCUGCUUGGGGGGUUGCGCUUCUUCAACCCUGAACGCCGGCCCGGGAAGCGGGACACCUUGUAGGAGCUGAAGAAACCAGCAGCAGCCUCCCUGCGAGGAUGUGUGCGUGCGUGUGUGUGUGUGUUUGCACGCCUGUGCAACUUGCACGCUUGCCUUUCUGGAAGACGAGCUCUCGAGGGAGGGAAGCCAAUUAAAGAAAAAAGGGCCGGCUUGCAAAUGAAGCGGUUCUUCUGCCA